This is a messenger RNA of Harpegnathos saltator (Jerdon's jumping ant), 2942 nucleotides long. RefSeq names its product SH3 and cysteine-rich domain-containing protein (gene Stacl). Gene Ontology annotation, molecular function: protein binding. Bases 46 to 2898 code for a protein of 950 amino acids. Gene Ontology annotation, biological process: skeletal muscle contraction; positive regulation of protein localization to plasma membrane; positive regulation of voltage-gated calcium channel activity. The record is from RefSeq and is a predicted model, not a curated record. NCBI's taxonomy places the organism in Eukaryota, Metazoa, Arthropoda, Insecta, Hymenoptera, Formicidae. The transcript is spliced from 13 exons.
UCGCGGCAACGGCAACGAUUACGGCGCCAGCGACGAUUUCUGGGCAUGUACGUCUUCUAUCCGGCGGACGAGCUCCUGCGUAUCUAUGAGAAUCCGAUUCGGGAGUCCGUGUCACUGACCGUCAACGACGCAGCGGUGAACGCCGGUUACGAGGAGACCGACAAUUAUUAUCAGCAGCAGCAGCAGCAGCAGCAGCAGCAGCAACGAGUCGUCGUCGCGAACGACAACAAUCACAAGCGUAAGAAGGAGAAAAAGCGAGAGUCUAGUCAGACAUUAGCCAGAAGGCAGACCUGCGCCGCUCGUAACGGCGGCGCUGACAAUCUCAGUAAGAAAGGACGACGCGAAGAGCACCAGGCCGGGACUAUGCAAAAUAAUCGUGCCGCCGGCGAAGAGGCCGCCAAUCCCCUCAAGGACCUCACGCAGCCGAGUCUCAACGAGCCGCUCAAACAGCACAAUGGCGUUGCGCUUAAGCUCGUGCAGACGGUCUCCGAGUUCGCCCAAGAGUUGGGCGCCGCGAUGGAGAGCCACUCGGCGAACGUGCGACGUCUGGUCGACGAAUUUCGCAGUCGAUCGGCCGAUUCGAGAAUCGAUAUCGGUGGUAUGCGACGCGUUUGGGAGAGCCUGUUACGGCAGGUCGAGGCGGACGCGGUCUCUCACCUCGACCUGGCCGCGGUCCUGCAGCAACAACUGUCCAGGCCGACGUUAGAGGCGAGCUUUCAUCGGAAACUACAGUCGCGGAAGGUAUUCACCCAUCGCGAUGCAUACGAGCAAGUGGUUAGCAAGACGGAGGAGAAGUUGCAGCGCGCCAGAUUGGAUUACAAGCGCGCCUACGCUGCGUUGCUAACCAAUGAUGGCAGUGCCGAGCAGGAAUUGAAGCGCGCUUACUUGGAGUCGCAUAACGCCUAUAUCCUGCAACUACGCGCCACCAAUGCCAUUACCGAGCGCUAUCAGUUCCAUUGUCUACCGGGGUUGCUCGGCGAGAUUGCGGAGGUCUACGAGGAACUUUGCGGAUUGGCCUGCAAAUGCGUCGCCGGGAUUUCGGAGGCGGCCGGAGAGCGCGCCGGCGACCAGGCCAAGCGUUAUCAAGUCGUGGCGAAGGAAGCGCAGGCGGUGGUGCCAUCGAACGAUUUGCAGACCCUAGCGCGAAACCUGUCGGCUAGCACGACGCCGCGGAAGCCGCCGCGGCGCUUGUACGUCGCCCCGGCACCACCCGAGCAGAUACCGAUGGAGAGGAUUAGCCAGGUGCCCACGCUCAGGGACGAACUGGUACCGACCGGCAUCAGCACGCUCCCGCUUAUGGAGGACUUACGACACGAAUACGACAGCCUCACUCAGGAGAUUGGUCGCCUGCAGGACGCCCUGGACGCCCUGGUGCGAAUGCAGCGCAAAAGCGCCGAGGGUAAUCUUUACACGAAGGUGGCCGAGUUGCAGGAAGACAUUUCGCUGAAGCGCUUCGACCUCGGAGUGGCGCAACUGCGUUUGGCCGCGGUGCAGGCACAGAAGGAGCUAUUCGGUGGUGGAGAGGCCGGUCAACCGGACGGGGUGGCCAGUCGGAAGAUGUCAAACGGCUCGACCGGAAGUCCCAAGCUCAAAUGGCUGAAAGCGUUCAAAAGUCUGAAGACCAGCUCACCCACCACGCCGCCGCUGUCCGACAAAGGAAAGCAGGCGACCAUAUACCACGCAGUUUCCACCGUCGUCGCGAUGUCCAGGAAGAGCCUGGAGUCCGAGGGUGGGCACACCUGGCGCGAGUACACCUAUCGCAAGAUCACACCGUGCGACGCGUGCGGCCAGGUACUGCGCGGCCACAGCCGUCAGGGUGUCCGAUGCCGCGGCUGCAAGGCCAACGCGCACACUGAUUGCACGAACAUGGUGCAGCCGACGCUCUGUCCCAGCCUGGCGCCGAAGAAGAGCGGCGGUAUACCACUGCUGAGGCGGCAAAAGACGCAGGUAGCCGACGAGGUGCCGCCGCCGGCUGAGCACAACGUGGACGCCAUAUACCAGGUGCUGAAGCAGGCAGGCGAGAUCCGUGGAAACUCGACAAACUCACCACCUACGCCUCCCACAGCAGAACAUCCCCCCUCCGGUGCAGCACCUUCGUCAACGAGGGCCUCCUCCCAUCCUUGUUCCUCGUCCACCUCUGCGCCGCAUAGUCCGCAACGUAGACGCGAGAGACUGAAUCUGCGGAUGAAGAGCCUCAGCCUGGACUCGCCGGAAGGCACGGCACACGUGCGGCAUCGGCCGCGCGAUUACUACCCCGCCGGUCAGAAGGAGACCACACCGCCCCGGCACUCCGACAGCGGCAGUAUCAACAGGCUGUCGCCCUGCAGCCCGGGUCAGAGCCACAGUAUGCACAAGCACGUGAGGAGCGCCAUCAGGAUGUCGAGCAUGGAGCUGCCGGAUGAGAACGAGAAGUCGUACUCGUCGGCGAGCACGUCGCCGUGCCCGUCGCCGCACGCGAACAACCAGAACCACCUGAAUCCGCCUGGCAAGCGGGUGCUGCCGCCGAACAACCUCUACGUAGUCCUGUACAACUUCGAGGCGCGGCAUCGGGACGAGCUGGACCUCAAGGCCGGUUACAAGGUCACGGUGAUCGACAAGUCGGAGAAGGACUGGUGGAAGGGCAAGUGUCUCGGCGGCCGCGCUGGUUACUUCCCGAGCGCGUACGUCAUGCGGGUCGAGUCCGGCCAGAAGACUCUUCAAGUCACGUGCAACCUGCAACUGGCCGAUCAGACCACUCUGCUGCGGGAUCAGAUCGUGAUCCAGGUCGGCGAAGAGGUGGACGGCGUGGCGAUGGUGAGGUGCGCCGCGGACGUGCGGUCCGCCGACCACACGGGCAAGGAGGGCGACGUGCUCUACAAGGAGGUCCUUUGCCCCCUCAAGUACCUGCAGGAGGUGUGACAGCAGCCUUACCAAGGCAUAACGCGCGGUAACGUGCUCGUGAG